CCCGCAAUAUGUCGAAGUCCAUCGUUGGAACCGUUCCCUACCCUUUACGUACCUUUACAAGUCAUGAACAAAGCUAUAGCAGAAGCACUAACCCUCGCAAAAGUUCCGGUUCGAUCAGAAAGCGACCACUAAGUCUAGCAAGCCUAGGCAAAUUAGUAAUGAGAGCAUCACGCUUCCCAACGUCCGCGGUCGCAUCCUAUCUCUCUAGGCAUCUCGCCUGCGCACAAUGAUGCUCGAAGCCUACCGCGACCCAUCCAAGAUCCUCGCACACGCCUGCAGCUACAAUAGCUUAUCUUCUCGUCUUGUUGAGGAAGCCGGCUUUCCCAUAAUCUUCCUCGCCGGUUACCCUUGUGCAAGCUCUUACGGACUACCCAACACAGGCUACAUUGCUAUGGCAGAAAUGUGCGACAAGAUCCAGGAGGCGGUGCGACAGGUGACGGUGCCAGUCAUAGCCGAUGCAGAUACAGGAUACAGUAGCCCUAUGAACGUCAAGCGCACAGUGCAGUGCUUUGCCGAAGCUGGCGCAGCUGGCAUUAUGAUUAAGGACCAGACUUAGCCGAAGAGUAUGUUGUUUCCAAUUUGCUUCUAGAUAACUAACCGACUUAGUAGAGUGUGGCCACACUAAGGGAAAGGCUGUUGCCUCACGAGGCGAGGCUUUUG
This is a messenger RNA of Alternaria alternata, 660 nucleotides long. RefSeq names its product Phosphoenolpyruvate/pyruvate domain-containing protein. Gene Ontology annotation, molecular function: catalytic activity. NCBI's taxonomy places the organism in Eukaryota, Fungi, Ascomycota, Dothideomycetes, Pleosporales, Pleosporaceae. The transcript has a single exon. The coding region runs from base 227 to 556 and encodes 109 amino acids. The record is from RefSeq and is a predicted model, not a curated record.